Messenger RNA from Condylostylus longicornis, 931 nucleotides. It is a transcript of the gene lolal, whose product is annotated as longitudinals lacking protein-like. Lineage: Eukaryota; Metazoa; Arthropoda; Insecta; Diptera; Dolichopodidae. Gene Ontology annotation, biological process: regulation of transcription by RNA polymerase II. The transcript is spliced from 4 exons. Gene Ontology annotation, cellular component: nucleus. The coding region runs from base 408 to 788 and encodes 126 amino acids. Gene Ontology annotation, molecular function: protein binding. The record is from RefSeq and is a predicted model, not a curated record.
ACAUUAAUUUAAUAGAAACGUACGUCUGAAAAAUUACUUGCCGUCUAUCUCAAAACUAUAUAUACAUAUAUAUGUGAAAAGUAUUACAAUACAAAAAAAUAAGCAAAAAGCAAAGCAAAAGUGAAUUUAUAAUUAUAAUUUUCUUAAAAAAAAGAAAAAAUAGAAGAGUGUAUUUUUAUUUUGUUUAUUCAAGUUAUUUCAAGAACAUCAAAUUAUUUUUUCAAUAAGAUUCAUUUGAAAUUAAAGUUGAAUAUACAAAAACAAUUGAAAAAAACUUAAAGAAAUUUUUACCAAAGGUAAAAAAUUUAAUUAAAAAUUUAAAGAAAAAAAAAGGCACAUUUGCUUUAUAAUUUAGACUGAUUUGAAUUUGGAAGGAAAAACAGAAAAAAAAAAAAAUAAAAAUUUAAAUGAUGGCUGAUCAACAAUUCUUUUUGAAAUGGAAUGAUUUUCAAACAAACAUGGUCACAUCGUUUCGACAUCUUAGAGAUGAAAAAAGUUUUACAGAUGUAACACUUGCCUGUGAAGGACAGACAUGUAAAGCUCAUAAAAUGGUAUUAUCUGCUUGCAGUCCAUAUUUCAAAUCUCUUCUCGAAGAAAAUCCAUCAAAACAUCCAAUAAUAAUAUUGAAAGAUGUAUCAUAUAUUCAUUUGCAAGCUAUUCUAGAAUUUAUGUAUGCCGGUGAAGUAAAUGUAUCUCAAGAACAAUUGCCAGCUUUUUUGAAAACAGCUGAUAGACUAAAGGUUAAAGGUUUAGCUGAGACGCCUAGUUCAAUUAAACGUGAAGGUUGAUGGUAAUCUUUUAGUAUUUUGUGACGUUCUUCUCUAUAAACUCUAAUAUAAAGAAUAAUGACUAUAAUUAAUAUAUGUAUUAUAUAUAAAAAUAUAUACAUACUUAUAAAAUUAAAAAUAUCACAACAAAAAAAAAAAAAGAA